Molecule: messenger RNA, 2235 nt
Organism: Cephus cinctus (wheat stem sawfly)
Lineage: Eukaryota; Metazoa; Arthropoda; Insecta; Hymenoptera; Cephidae
Gene: Ddc
Product: aromatic-L-amino-acid decarboxylase
Exons: 11
Coding region: 176-1618 (480 amino acids)
Biological process (GO): amino acid metabolic process; serotonin biosynthetic process; catecholamine metabolic process
Molecular function (GO): aromatic-L-amino-acid decarboxylase activity; pyridoxal phosphate binding
Source: RefSeq, a predicted model, not a curated record
CGGACUCGAGACACUUGCUCACGAAACUUCGCAACGUGUGUAUCGAUCAUUUUAACUUGGGUAUAGAUCAUUGUAUAUUGAUUUGUGAUCACUUAAUUAUUUUUACCAGAAGAAAUCACCAGGCAUAUAUUGUAUAUAUCAGGAGUCGAAUAUUCUAAGAGAAUAGAACGUAGAAAUGGAUCCCAACGCGUUUAAGGAUUUCUCCAAAGAGAUGGCGGACUUCAUAACGAAUUACUUGGAGAAUAUCAGAGACAGGAGAGUCCUGCCCAAUGUAGAGCCUGGUUAUAUGAAGCCAUUGUUACCCAACGAAGCACCGCAGACACCAGAAAAGUGGCAGGACAUUAUGGGCGAUUUGGAAAAAAUAAUCAUGCCUGGAGUUACUCACUGGCACAGUCCCAGAUUUCAUGCUUACUUUCCAACGGCUCAAUCGUAUCCUGCAAUUGUUGCUGACAUGUUGAGCGGAGCAAUCGCUUGCAUUGGAUUCACUUGGAUCGCAAGUCCAGCCUGCACGGAAUUAGAGGUGAUAAUGUUGGAUUGGCUAGGAAAAAUGUUGGAUCUUCCCAAAGAAUUUUUGGCCUGUAGCGGCGGUAAGGGGGGUGGAGUGAUUCAGGGAACAGCCAGUGAAGCCACACUGGUAGCAUUGUUGGGUGCGAAGGUAAAGAAGAUUCAAGAGAUCAAAGAACAGCAUCCAAGCUGGACCGACAAUGAUAUACUAGGAAAACUCGUUGCCUAUGGUUCCUGCCAGGCACACAGCUCCGUGGAACGCGCCGGACUUCUGGGCGGUGUUAAAUUCCAUCUGUUGGACGUUGACGGGAAAUUCCGAGUACGGGGCGAGACUUUGGCCGAGGCCAUUCGCGAGGAUAAGGAAAAGGGGUUGAUACCAUUUUAUGCUGUUGCCACUCUUGGUACAACCUGCUCGUGCGCUUUUGAUUGCUUGGACGAGAUGGGAAUUAUAGCCAAUCGUGAGGGUGUUUGGCUUCAUGUGGAUGCGGCUUAUGCAGGCUCGGCUUUCAUCUGUCCGGAAUUUCGUUAUUUAAUGAAGGGAAUCGAGAAAGCCGAUUCGUUCAAUUUCAACCCGCACAAGUGGAUGCUGGUCAAUUUCGAUUGUUCGGCCAUGUGGCUCAAGGAUCCCACAUACAUUGUCAAUGCAUUUAACGUGGAUCCACUUUAUCUGAAGCACGACAUGCAGGGCUCUGCACCUGACUACAGACACUGGCAAAUUCCACUGGGUCGCAGAUUCCGCGCGCUUAAACUCUGGUUCGUUCUGCGACUUUACGGCGUAGAAAAUCUUCAAGCUUACAUCAGAAAUCAUAUAGCUCAGGCUCACGAAUUCGAAUCUAUGGUCCAGGCAGACUCCCGAUUCGAAAUUGUAGCUGAAGUCAUCAUGGGUCUAGUCUGCUUCCGCCUUAAGGCAUCCAACGACGUUAACGAGGCUCUUCUCAAGAAGAUCAAUGGCGCUGGAUACAUUCAUCUGGUACCGUCCAAGAUAAACGACACUUACUUCCUAAGAUUAGCCAUUUGCUCUCGAUUCAGCGAAAGUAAGGAUAUUCAAAAUUCUUGGCGCGAAAUCAAAUUGCGCGCCGACGAGGUCCUCGCGGAACAAUCGACGUCCAAGUGAUGGCGGGCUCAAAUAGCACGUGGCUGUAAAGCAUUGGCACCAGUUACCUGCAAUCAAUCAUAGAUUUUUAAUAACAAUCAGUAAUUAAUCACACCUCGGACCUUUCCAGUUAUGGUAAAAGGAGAUAAUGGGAUUAGCCAAUUUAUUAAGACGAACCUACCAUACCUGUUUAUCGUUAUCGUAUAUUCUUCUGUAUAUACAUAUAUAUAUAUAUGUGCAUAUAAACGAAAUUAUUUAUUUGAAUGAAGAAUCGUGACGUCACGAUCAAUAAACUUUAGUCGCGUAUCGACCAACACCUAGUGCUGCAUGCCGGUGACAAUAAUAGACUAGAACGUAGUAGUGCAAUUGUAUUAGGAAAGGAAAAAGAAAUUAGAAAAAAGGAACAUGUCGAGUGCGCUUACAGUAUGUUUGCGAUAGUACAGUGUAUAUUUAUGCGAGAGUUAUUAUUAGUGCACUCAUGUUUUAUUUAAUGGGACCAACGUGAGUUAGUUAGAAUGUACGUACCUGUUGACUGUGGCUAUAUUAAAAUGUACUGUAUAUCAUAGCUCGUUGGAUCAUUGAGAUUAUACGUGUAUCGUAUAGAGAAUUAAAUAAAGUUAAUGUUACUCGUGAAUUAA